Trypanosoma rangeli is the source of this 3501-nucleotide messenger RNA. Its product is annotated as putative cysteine peptidase, Clan CA, family C19. Lineage: Eukaryota; Euglenozoa; Kinetoplastea; Trypanosomatida; Trypanosomatidae. The coding region runs from base 1 to 3501 and encodes 1166 amino acids. Gene Ontology annotation, cellular component: cytosol; nucleus. The record is from RefSeq and is a predicted model, not a curated record. Gene Ontology annotation, molecular function: cysteine-type deubiquitinase activity; cysteine-type endopeptidase activity. The transcript has a single exon. Gene Ontology annotation, biological process: regulation of protein stability; protein deubiquitination.
AUGCUGAAUGUGCUUGGCAUUGUUCGACACGUUUUUUGGAGUGACCACUUAUUUGAUCGGGAUUUAUUGCCCCCCGACGCUGAUUUGGAGAAAUGCCAAACUUCAUUGGCCGAUUUGGCAACAAUGACAGGUAAAGAGCGUAUUGCCAUAUUUGAGGAAUGCGGCAUCCACAGUUCCCUUUAUCCGGCGUUUCUUCGAGCGUUGCAAAGCUUGACGGCAAUUCAUGGAUCCGGGUCAAUCGUCGACAAGUACAUGCUCCAUCAUCAUUUGAGUGCACAUCAUUGGAGUCCUUCUUUGUAUAAUGCACACCUUCUUGGUUAUUCUUUUGUCAACAGUGAAGCGUUUACGACAGAGAAAUCUGAUGGAUUUAUUCCCGUCCCUAAACGAAAGAUGUUUUUAAAUAGUGGGGGUGGUAAGUCAAGGACCAAGUACAAUGGGCUCUUAAACCAGGGAGCGACAUGUUAUUUGAAUUCUCUUUUGCAAGCAUUAUUUCAUAUCUCGGAGUUUCGAUGGACUAUUUAUCAAAUGCCAACUGGCGAGGAAGGAGAAGGAAAAAAUGAUAUGAGUAUCAAACGGAAAAAAUCUAUUCCAUAUGCCCUUCAGAGAUUAUUUUGUCUUCUUCAAAGAGGAAAUGAAGCAGUUGACACCACAGAACUGACUGAAUCUUUUGGAUGGAGUUCUACCGAUGGCUUUAUUCAACACGAUGUUCACGAGAUGACGUACAAGCUAUUAGAUAACUUGGAAGGCAAAUUGAAUCAGGUUCAACAACCUCACGAGGGGGAUUCGUCAUCUACUACAAAGAAGAAUGCCAUUAGUCGAUUAUUUGUUGGAGUUAUGGAGAACUUUGUCUGCGUCGAUGAGGUGGGUUAUCAUGGAUUGAGGGAGGAAUUAUUUUACGAUAUUCCGCUAGUCGUCAAAGACACAACUGAUAUCUACACAAGCUUUGAGAGAUUGUUUCAGGUUGAGGUACUGGAUGGGAAAAACAAAUAUUGCUUGGAAAAUAAUGGGACAAAGUCUUACCAUCGAGCAGAAAAAGGGGUGCGUUUAAAGCGUACCCCACCUAUUUUGCUUCUGCAUUUGGCAAGAUUUGAUUACGAUGUAGAAAGAGGAGAAACCAAAGUCUUGAGUCGUUGGGAUUACUAUAACAACUUGGAUUUAUCGAGAUAUAUGCCCCAUGCAUCAGCGGAGGAUACAAAUUAUACACUUUGCAGCGUUUUAGUUCACUCUGGAUCGGACGCCGGAUUUGGUCAUUAUUUCUGUUUCUUAAGGUGUUUAGACGCAUGGUAUAGAUUUAAUGAUGAAGAGGUUUCACUAGCUUCUCUUCGAGAAGUUUUUGGGGCAAAUUUUGGUGGAUUUAAACUCAAUUAUUGGGGUUCCGAAGUUCCAAAUACAACCAACGCCUAUAUGUUGAUUUACAUACGAACCUCUGAAAUGAGACAUUUGUUACGACCUAUUGCAGCAGAAGAUGUUCCGUGGCAUGUGGUGCGACAAUUGGAAUGGGAGCAAAGCGAAUAUGAACGACUUUUGAAGGAGCAGGCUGAAGAUCACCUUUACGGAAGGAUUUAUUUUAUACAACCACAUGAUAUUGAGGAGGAGCAUGGGUUUCUAUGGUGUCGUCGACCGCAAGGUAAAGAGUUUCCAUCAAGUAUUACGUUUAGGGUUUUAUUAAGUACUGAGGCUCUACCUGUGUUCCAAUCGUUCGUUGAAAAACAUCUGGACAUUCCUAGUUCUGAACAAUUACUGUGGUAUUCUUCAGCGCGAGAGGAAAAUGGUUGUGUUCGUUUACAUAAGCAAGUUAUUCAAGGUUUGACGGUAGCAGAUGUUUUGUGUGGUGGAAAGGAAAGCUGCGUUUUUGUUGUAACCCCCUCCAAUGCCAAUUAUGUUAUGGUUGACGAGGAUGAGAGGGAUGACACGGUGAAGUACGAGCUGUUUCAUCAUAAACUGUACAUUCCCCUGCAAUUGAAGGUUGUCUUCUUGGGAAGUACAGUUCUGGCACACAAGAGACCAGUGACCUCAGAGGAGGCUAUUCAGCUCAUGGAACCAUUUAUUCGGAAACGUAUAGCAAACAUCCCCCCUGAUAAAAAUAUAAAACCCAAUCAUCAUUUGAGUGAAGGAGGCCGAAGAUGUGUAGAUGACGCCGAGGCAUUGGUUGUGCCUUUGCUUGAGACACCGUUAGGUGCAUUCACACUCAAUUCUGGGAACGUUGCUGAGAAGGAAAAAGAGGGAUUAUCUGUCUUGUGCAAGUACGACUCCAACACCUAUUCUAAAUGCUCAAAGGUUUUGAUCUCUGGAGACAUUUUGGUGUGGCAAGAACCAAUUGCUGUAGAGGACAAAAAAGAUAUUUUUUAUCCUGACAUUGUGAGUUUUCAGCAGUUUCUUCUACGUAGAGUUCCUGUGGAGAUUAAGUUGAAUCUCCCGCCGUCGUAUCCGACACUGAUUGACACCCAGCUAGCAGAAAGCAUGACAUAUGAACAACUUCAGCGAUAUGUAGCGCAUCUUAUUUGUGAUCCACGCAAUUAUGAUCGUAUUCGUUUUACAAUGCACAACCCUACGACGAUGCUGCCUUAUUUUAUGAAGGGUAGAAGAACGGAACGUCCAACCCUUGCAAAGUUGCUAUCACCUCCGGUUGCACGACAAAACGGGUUUACGCGAUACCUUUAUUAUGAGUACUGCAAGUUUACAGUGACGGAGAUAGAGGCAGCACAUUCGCUUCAAUUCAAGUUGUUUAAUGAGCGCGUGAAGCCCAUUAGUCAGCACUGGGUGUUACUUCCACUGGGAAUUUCUAUCACACCGAAAGAACUUUUCACUACGUGUGUUAAGGAGAUUCAGGCAGCGAACUCUAGUUUUAUUGCUUCGUUUCAAACAAAUCCAAUUUUGACGAAAAAGGAGAGGGAAAAAGAAGGGCAACUGAAAGAUGGGCUUGACGCCGAUAUACAGUUUUACAGGAAUCUGGACCCUCAUGACGCGUGGCAAGAGCUCCGGCUCGUAGAUGUUUGGCAGGGAAGAAUCUUCAAUUUAUUUGACAAGCAUCAUCCAUAUACAUUUGAGCGUUCAACCUUUGAAGAGAGCGCGGAGUAUCGUAUUGAGCAAAUACCGAGGCUGAUCGAGGGUAUUCCCCCACAAAAUCAAUCGCUCAUUCAUGUACACCAUUUUACCAUGGAUCGCCAGCGUUCAACUUCUGUUCAAACUCACGGAGAUCCGUUUAGCAUUUACAUUGACCAUGCAGAAUUAGCUCCUGAUCUUUUGCGACGUAUUGCGUAUAAACUAGGGCUUUCUGAAGCAGCCGUGAUGGAUUGGAAAAUGGCGUUAGUACGGGAGAAUUACGUUGUGGAAGUCCAACCUAAUUGCCCAUUAGGAAAGCAGUUAUUUGCAUUUUGCCUUGAGUCGUACUACCAGCCCAACCAGAAGUAUCCGCUCAAGAUGGCAUUCUUGGGCCUUGAACACGCUCCCUUGCUGAAGCGUUCCGCAAAUAAGGAGGGCAAGGUUGUCAUACUUAAUUAA